This is a messenger RNA of Caenorhabditis bovis, 678 nucleotides long. Lineage: Eukaryota; Metazoa; Nematoda; Chromadorea; Rhabditida; Rhabditidae. The record is from the annotation of a GenBank genome assembly.
AUGGUGGAAAGCCGCCAAAUUGCGGCUUUUGUUGUUCUUCCGGUUGCCUUUAUUGGCUUCAUAAGCAAUUGGUGUGUGGCGAUAGUGAUUCGAAGACUUUCGAGUAUGCAAAACUCGUUCGGCAUGAUCACGACGAGUCAAAGUAUCGCCAAUGCCAUCCAUUCUUCACUCUUCCUAUUCUACUACGUUCCAAUGCUCUUAUUCAACAUUGAAAUUCUCAAAACAUAUUCACAAUAUUGUGGUCAUAUGUUGUUAAUUGCCUAUGAUUUAUCCACAUACUCUCAUUUGGCAAUUUCUUUGAAUCGAUUCUGCGCAAUUUAUCGUCCCGUUCAAUAUGAUAAAAUAUUCAGCAAAAGAAAUACAUUUAUAAUUAUUACAAUCUCCUGGAUGACAGCCAUUCUUCCAACAUUUUAUCUUUAUAUUUAUGCUGACUGUCGUUUUCCGUAUCUCGAAACCUUUUGGGCUUUUGUCUUCACAACUACCCCGAUUUGCAAGACGAUUACCUUAUAUGCAGAUUUUCUUAAAUAUAAUACCAUCGUUUGUAUGAUCGUUAUUAUUGAUUUAAUCACAGUUUCGAAAGUCCGCAAUUUCAAGCAUAAGGUUACUGGAAUCGUUUGUCAAAGUCAUGCGAAGAAACGCAAAAGCGAAAUUAACUUUUUGAAGCAGGAAAUCAAAUAA